AGCAUCCUCCGUUUGGUUUCCUCUCUGUUACAAUGCUCGCAAAACCUCGCCACUGCCGAAGCAAACCAGGGCAGAGGGCAAGAUUGCUCAAGGCCUCGUUUAGUCCAAAACAGGAUUUGCACUUUCCAAAAAUCCGCUAAAUCUCUGAAGAAGAUGUGCCCAUGUUAGCACAAUGACAUAUGACAACACAAGUUUGUGAUUAGAAUCAUAAAGUGUCAACCUUUGUCCAGUUGUACUCCUCAAAUAUCAGAUUGGAACAAUUGUGUCUGAUUACAAUUAAUGUAUAUUCAAAAGUAAUCAGUCCAACAAAACCUGCCUGCUAGGACAUUUUAUAUACAAAAUAGUUUCAUCACUUGCUGGCUGCUUUUCUCUCUCAUCAGGCCUUCCUGAGGAGAUAUUAACGAUUGGAUGGGAAAGAUUCAAUGGCUGCAUGAACCAAUGACAGGGGGACUGCAGCAUCUGCUUCAGUUUUGAGUGGUCUCCUGUUCUGCGCUGAUGGAAUAAGCAUUAUGAGCCAGCCAGUAAUUGCAUGUGGAGCAGUGAGUGGAAAAGCGCACCCUGUAGAGCGUCACUGGAGCGCAUCUAAUGACGGCCUGCACCGGCCUCCCACCCACCUGUGUGGAAAUAGCUGCCUGACAUGCAGUGAUUAAACCAGGAGGGAUGAGAAGGCGCCUAAUCAGCUCGGAGGAGAGUUGAGGGUCUCAGCAUCAGCAUCAGCAGCAGUCAGGCAGGGUCCAAUCACAAGCAGCUGCAGCGGCAGCAUCUCGCCGAGGAUCACGCCUGCUAUUCUAUUCUACAAAAGUUGCAUCGUGAACCCUGCUGUGGGUUUCUUCUGAAUCGGAAUGUUCCAGCUGACGCGUGAGAACAUCUCAGAACAUCUCGUCUAGUGGUGCUGCUGACCCACCCUCCCCCUAGUAAGCCACACACCCCAACGUUUCCCCCCCCUCCUCUUCCCUUUUUGUCGUGCGUGUGCGUGGAUUUAUCAAGAGCGACGACGAUGGAGACCUGCGACACUUGUUCGUUCUAACUAAACAACACAAGGAAGAAAAAGAAAAAAACAGCUGGUCCAGAUCCAGAAUCCGGGAUUCCAGGAUCCGGAUCAAGUGCAGGUCUAAUAAAGAACAGGCUGCCUGUCUGAGUGAGAGACGCGGAGGUUGAGUGCGCAGACUCCGGCGACAAACCUCGCACAGAGACGCACAGCGGACUCCCUUGGAGAGAGAGAGGUCCCUUGGUCUUUUUUGGCCCCGAGCCCCCUUUACCAAACCCACCCCCUCAAAAGCUUGCAGGAACCCACCCUCCCCGCCGCCUCGCCCAUCCAUAUGUGCCUCCAUUCUCUGCCGCGCAUUUUCCCAAAUUACAUGUAAUUAUAUUUUUCUCCAGUCACAGACGAAUCUGCCACCGUCUCAUUAUUUGCCGGCACCUCCAACACAAUAACUUUCAGGAAUUUACAUAUUUCUCUACAAAAGUGAUAUUCUUUGAACCCACUUCCCAGUGACAAAUCAGGGAUAAUUUUUCUUCCCUUUUGAUAUUUUUUUUUUGGACAGGAGCCGUCAUUCAUCACGCGCUUAAUUAGUCACCCCAGUUUAAAUGGGAUUGGCAAUUUGGAGCUCGGAAGAACGGCACAAGUCGUCGCUCGCAAUGUCUCUCGCAGGCGGGGAGCCAUUUCCUCGGUUUGUGCUUACUCCUAAUUUUCAGCGCUAGCGGCCUCCUCCUCCUUCUCCUCACACUUAAAAGCUCCCUCAUUAUCACCCCCCAUCACAGUCACAGCUUGUGCCAGGCCAGCGCCGAUACUUGCCAAUCCGAUCCCGGAAUAAAAAGCAAGAGAUAAAAAGUACAGCUGUAGAAAUGCCCGAGGAAGAUUUAGUACGACGGGGGGAGUCUCCCGCGGGCUCCCCUUAAGUCACCGAGUGAGUGACAGUCGGUUUACAAUGUGCCGAUGAGCUAUCUAACGAGUGCCUACUUUUGAAUGUGCCAUACCGUAUUUACGGAACAAAGCAGAUGAUAACGUUUACAUUUACAUACAAUCGAUACUGCUCAAGUGCCGCCAUCAGUACAGGAAUGUAAAGGAUUGCCUCAUAUCCGUAAAGCAUUGCGACAAAAUUCAUGAGCAGCUAUCUGAAAUCGAAGCUACCAGUUAAGAGUGUUUUUUUUUUUUUCUCCCUCGGCCAAUUUUGAUCUCGCCAGCUUUUCUGAAUGAAGCUGCUGUUGUUGCAUUGUGAAUAUUCACAGCUACGCUUUUGGAAUCAGCUGGUGAACUAAAACCUGCACAACAAAAGCGCUGUUCCAAUCGUCAUGUAAAAAUGACGCCCACAGCCAAUCUCCGCAUUCUGGCGCUGCUCUUCCUUCUCACGCACGCCACCGGGGAGGAUGUCAUCCCGUCCUCUGCCGCGUUUUCUACCCAGCCCGGCCCCUCCAUCCCGCAGUCCAAUCCGAGGCCGGCCGCCCGAAGGAGUCGGCCCAGAGUCCCUGAGAAAGUUCCCGAAAGCCCCCCAGAGGGAGUCCUGGAGGCGCCCCCUAAACCCAUGGCCCAAAUGAUGUUCCCCAAAAAUGUGACAUCAUCCGAGGCACUGGCCCCUCCCCUUGGCGCCGCCCAGGUGGCCCCGCGCCUCAUCGACGUGUGGAUGGACGUAUGUCAGGGUUACUAUGACGUGAUGGGACACUUUGACAACUCCUUCAACUGCACCAAGGACAUGUUCAUCUACUGCUGCGGGACGUGCCACUACCGCUUCUGCUGCCCCGAUCGAAACCAGCAACUGGAGCAGGACAGCUGCAAGAACUACGACUCGCCCGCCUGGGCCAAGACAGAGUCCAACGCCCUGGUCAUCGAAGAGGACCUGGGUCCCGACCCGGAUUUCGACCCUCUCAAGCAGCAGAGCCACAACACGGGCUUCGUGAUCGGAGGCGUGGUGGUGUUCAUGGUGGCCGUGGCUGUGGGUAUCAAGGUGGUCUUCAACAAGGUCCAGCACGAAGCCAUCCAGAGGGACCUCAAUAUGCCAAGAGCCUUGGUGGACAUGUUGCGGCACCAGUCCAGUCCGGUGCAGCAGGACGAGAGAAACAACAGCGUGGCCCUGACCAUUGGAGAUGGCCAGGGGACGUUGGGGAGAGCGCCGAAAAACCUCUACGCUCCAGGACUGCCGAGCAAGGACAACAGAUUGGGCAACCUGCAGCACAAUUUUAUCCACACGUCAGGCUCCAGCCCCAAACACACUGCGACUAUUGAACGCACCCCCCGGAUGAACAACGCUCAGCUGGCGGCGGGGGGCACCUUGCUGUCCAAUAAACACAACAACACCAAAUCCCAGCCUGCCUUCCACCACUCCCUGCACAACCUGGCUCAGCUGCCACCCUCCUACGAGAGCGCCACCAAGCCCGAACUCAACCGAUACUCUUCGCUCAAAAGGCUCGAAAAAGGUUUGGAUGAGUACUCAUCUGGUUACUGCACCACCAAGCGGCGCCCGCACACCGCCCAGCCGGCCCUUCAGUCCUCCCAGCACCACCUCCACUGGGGUGGGGACUACACGCUCAGCGCGAGAGGAACGCUGCCCAGGCAUGCGGCCCGUCCUUGGAUUCCGCCGCUGCCGUCCGGCAUGCCCGCCUCCCCCACUCCCAACCCUUACCCCUUGGACCCCCCGGAGCCCCAGUACAACCCCAACUACGACACCCUCUCCAAACCCAGGAAGGUCAAGUCCACUGACCAGCUGCUCAACAUGGGCGACGUCCCCGGCAACACGGGAACUCUGUCCCGUCUUUCCAAGAACCAGCAGCAUCAGUACUACAAAGCCAUGGCUGCCUCCGGUAAGAACUCCAACACACAGACCCUCACUCGCAAGACCCAAGACAGGCAGGAUAGGCAGGACAGGCAGGACAGGCAGGACAGGCAAGACAGGCAGGACAGGCAGGACAGGCAGGACAGGCAAGACAGGCAAGACAGGCAAGACAGACACGAGAGACAGGAGAGACAGGACCGGCUGCUCAUGUCCCCAGACCAUUUGGAGGAGAGAAUGGGCGGGAUGGGGGUCAUGGAUCCGUACGCUCACCCAGGAGGGGGUGUCCCCACCCUGCCCCGCCAGCAGAAGGCCCAGUCCCAGCAGAACGUGUGCGCCACCCCCUCCCUGGACCGACACCACAUGAUCAAGAUGAACUCUCACCCGACGUCCGGCAGAGAGCAGGAGAGGAACCCGGGCAUGACCGGCCACAUCAGCGGGGGCAUGGGCUGGGCGGGGGAGGCGCCUGGGGCGGGCGUUGUCAUGGGAACGGGAACGCUAGGGGGCCACAACGCCCGCAGGAUGGCUUUCGCGAGCAAACGACAGAACACCAUUGAGCAGCUGCAUUUCAUCCCGGGUGGCGGAGGCCCCGGCCCUGGCAGCGGGUCCGGGGGGAGCGGGGGCGGCGGGGGCGGCGGCAGUCAGGGGAUCAGGACAGGGAGCAAAAAUGAGGUGACAGUCUGAGGGGGCAUUGUGCCUAACGUAGCGCGCGCUCAACCCUCGCCGCGGGACCAGAGCGCCCGUCUGCAUUUAACCUAGAGAUUCACAGCUGCCAGAAAUAGAGAAUAUUAUAAUAGAGUAUAACAUACGCUACUCCCAAAAAGUUCGGAAUUUGGGGUGACUGUUGAGGAAAGGUUUUUCUUUGCACCCACAUGCCAUGAGAAAAACUACAAAAGACAAAUAUUGUGUUUGCUUAGGAGUCUUUGAGCAAAAACAUCUUAACGAUGCUUGUUCACCCCCCCCAAAAAAAAGAUACAAUUUCCAGUGAUAUUAAGUUACCCUGUUAAGGCUAACAGCUCAUUUUAUGUUCAUCCUGAAAUCCCACCCGAAAAACACAAAUAUCCCUCCCUUUUUGAGAGUAGCGUAUUUAGGCUAUCCUAAUUAGUGUUAUAGUCAAACAGCUUGAAUACGACCACUUCUUAAGACGUUAGGCGCGCUCCAGUUGUGUGAUAGCAUACAUCAGCCAUAUUUUCUAAGUGAAUUUGCCAUCUUUGCCAUAUACACAGCAGUGCCAUUACUUGCACAGAGUGGUAGGAUGGAAGAACACAGGACAUGUACAGUAGACCGUUUUAAAAAGCACUCAGGAGCUAUAUUAGUUUUACACGUAUAUAAAUAUAUACAUAACAUUAUACAUGAUAUAUAUAUACACACACACACAUACACACAAAUCAAAGGACUGAUAAAGAGAAGAAGACCAUGUGGGAUAGAGAAUUUUAUUAAAGAACGGAGCCGACUACCUGCUUGGCCAGCUCUCGCCUACAAUGAUUUAUUACCAAGACGGUUCUCGUGGGUGAGCAUCAAGACAUAGUUCUGACCUCGCAGUCACAAGGAGAAACUGACUUGCGUUGGGUCCCGUCAGCAAGAGUGACAUUUUUCUGCCUUUCUGGCACAACGGAGCAUCUGGGGACGCCAAAGGCAUUCAAACUGUGGACCGACACGGACACGGACCAGUCUGAUGCCCAGCUGGCUUAGUUUGCCGUGUGACCUUAGCUUCGAGGAGGAAGUCUCACCGGAUGUCGCUUUGCGCUGCCACAAGUGUCAAAGACGAUAUCAGAAGAUGACAGCGUCCCGUUGUUUAAAAUCAGGACCUGACUGCAAAAACAAAUGGGCUACCAAAUAAUCAAGAGCCAUGAUUACAGUGGGUAUUAAAAGUCUACACACCCCUGUUCAAAUGCUUGUUUUUUUGUAAUACAUAAAAAUGAGAGCAAGAUAAAUCAUUUCAAAUAUCUUCCACCAUCAAUAUGAUGUGAUGAUCAAAAUAAAAAUAAACAACUGAGAUAAUGUGGUUGCAAAAGUCUGCACACCCUCAGAAUUGAGGAUUUAGCUGUGGUCAGAAUUGAACAAUCACAUUAAAGCUCAUAAUAAAUAAGAGUCAACACUAACCCGGCAAUUUUUAAAGUGCCUCCGUUUAACUCCAAACUAAGUUCCGAUAUUCCGGUGGGCUUUUUCUUAAUUCUUUCCUUUUAAAAAAAAGAUUCAUCUUGCCCUCAUUUGUUUUUAAAUCACAAAAUGUUGCAUUUGAACAGGGGUGUGUAGACUUUUUAUAGACACGGUACAUAAGAAUUGUCAACUUGCUUUAAUGUAACCGAAGAUGUUUUUCCUUUGUUUUUGUAUCGAUUUAAACAGAGCACAAAUGAAUAGACAGUCAUGUCGCAGAGGUUGCACGUACCCAACAUGUCCUUCAAAGCCAUUUCAUGGGGAUUCAAAGAAAACUACCACAGAGGAAGCUGGUCAGACAAUCACCACUGUAAUGCGUUUCGCCAGUUCCAAACAUGCGAGCGAUAUUCUGUACAGGCGAGGAGACUUUGGGAUGGCCAGGAAACCCUUUCCAAACAUCCUCCCGCGCAAAGACCUCGCUGUGUCAUAACACGCUGCAGCCAGUAGGGGGGUUAAAACCCAUUGAAGACAACCCCAAUAAACAUCAAUAACAACGCUUAUCAAUACUAAGGGCUACCCUCUCCUUACACUCUGUAGUAUGUGAUAUCUGUGGUCCAUAUGAGAUGCUCUUGAUUUUGUGUUGAUAUUGUCAUUGCGUAAUGAGUAUAUUCUUGUAGAAAAAAGAUAGACGAGUAAUCGGAGCACAGUUUGAAAGAGUCACAACACAAGAGACUGAAAUUUGCACAAAUAGACUAGCCGGCCCCUCAGAUUUUGCGGGAGUUUUUUUUCUUUUCUGCAGUUUUUAACGACAAAGGGAAUUCAACCGCCGGCUUUUCUCUACGAAAGGACACAGAUUUCAUUUGAACAAUCUUCCUAUACGCAUUGCUAAAUGUAGUUGUUCUCAAUAUGAUGGAGUGUUCUUAUUGAUGAUUAUUAUAAUUGUUAUGGUUAUUAUCAACGAUUAUCUUAUAGUGUGAUGUUCAUUUACUUGGUGGGGUUUUAGUGUUUAUUGUUUUUGGAUAACUUUUAGCAUUCUCAUUAGGUUCUAUUGCGUUUCAUACAUGUGGUUCCUUGAUGCAUGCCUGAUUCCAUUCUUCGAAGAAGCAUUUCUAGUAUGUCUGGACUCUAAGGUCAUUUUCUUGUUUCUAACUGUACGUACUGUGCCUAGACAUCGGCCUUAUGGCGUCUUGAGCUCAUAUGACUGCUUGGGUUGACACCGAAGUUCUAAAAAGAUUGUUGUAAAGAAAGUUGGGAUAGGACGGGAUGCCACCAGACAAGCAAAGAUCCCUUGUUUGAUUCUCGUUAUUUAAAACCUGUGAUUCCAUUCCAUUAUGUUUUUUUGAAAUGUUUUUCUCAGAGAAGGUCUGGUGGAAAAAUAUCAGUGAAUAUUUCAGGGAAAUGGACCCUCUACGUCACUCCCACUCUGUAUUCGCUAAUGUAAUAAGAUGCAACUAUAAAUGGAUUAAAUUGACCAGUUAACAAAUUAACAACAACUUUUAAAUUUUAAUAAGUGCUGAAAUUUGUCCCGAUUGUCGGCGCACAAGGGCUUGCUAACCACGUAAUGGCUACCAAUUAAUGGCGGGCUGUGAAUUUGGCACAGAGUCCUACCCAAAGUAAAAACUCCACAAAACACAAUACCAGGCUUGUGGUUAGCAUGAUGGCCUGCUAUGAACAAUUUCGCCUCUGUUAGCAUCUUAGCAUCUCUAGCGUCUUUUCCUUCUCUUCUUCAUUUCGUCAUUGUUCAUGUCACAUUUUUAAUGUUCUUUUUGUUUUUAAUUUGUUUAGCUUUGAUUAAAUUAGCAAAUACCAGCGACGUAACUAAAGGUAAGACAAAGCUUUGUGUACCGACAUGUAAAGGGUCUAUUAUAGAGAGAUAGGUUUUUUUUUUUCCUUCCGAUUUUAAAUUUAAAUAGAGCCACAAAAGAUUUGUAGCAAAGUCUGUAUACUCUCACAAGCCAUAUCCAUCCAAACUCAUGUUCUCACACUUUUCUAAAUGGUUAACCUAAUUUGUGCAAGUAACGUAUUUUGUAUAGCUAGUACAAUCAGAAAACAAUUUUGAGUGAUAUCUUCAUUAAUUUGAGAAUUAAAACGCAAAUUCUGUGUUAGUAUUUAAUGAAUUGUGUAGUGCCAAACUCAUAACGUUUGCUGUCUUGCUUCUUGUCAUGGCCUUCUACGCGGCUACAACAGUACACGAUGGUAUAACCUUUUCACCGCUGAUAGCUAAGUAACAAUACACAGGAAUGUAAGGGACUUCUUUUUUUUUGGGAGAGCGAGAAAUGAACGAACAUGGUGUGAGUUUUGAACCAUUAUGAAUUCAUUUCGACUGAGGAAGCAUAAUGGCCACUUGAAAUGUCAAAAUAAAAGCAUUGCCAAAAGUAAAUGACAAUUGUAAGGAGAAUAAUGGUGUCCAGUAGCCUAAAAAUGAAUUUAUUUUCAUGAUUCAAACUUUCAAACAACCUUUUUUUCCCCUCCCCUUUUUUGUUAUUCUUCAAUGCAUUGAUCCCGUUGGAUACGACGAUGACUUACGGGGAAUUUGUAUAAUAAAGUUGAUGGGAAACAUUUA
This is a messenger RNA of Syngnathus typhle (broad-nosed pipefish), 8424 nucleotides long. It is a transcript of the gene shisa7a, whose product is annotated as protein shisa-6. Lineage: Eukaryota; Metazoa; Chordata; Actinopteri; Syngnathiformes; Syngnathidae. The transcript has 9 exons. The coding region runs from base 2301 to 4448 and encodes 715 amino acids. Gene Ontology annotation, biological process: regulation of AMPA receptor activity; regulation of short-term neuronal synaptic plasticity. The record is from RefSeq and is a predicted model, not a curated record. Gene Ontology annotation, cellular component: AMPA glutamate receptor complex; dendritic spine membrane; postsynaptic density.